AUGCAAGAAACUAACAUUGUUUACAUAUUGGGAGAUAAAGAAAUUGAUAAAAUACAAAUCCUCAAAGGAUUAAAUGUUAACGAUAAUAAAGAAUAUACUAUCAAUACUAAAUACUAUUCAGCAAAUAUAAAUAUUGAAACUAUUGAUCUUGAUAAAGAAAAUAGUUUUGUAAAAUUCAAUCACAAUGAUCAUGUAUCUGCAAUAGUUUUAGUUUUUGAUUCAUCAAAACCAGAAUCAUUCAAUUUUAUUAAAUCAUAUAUUACAAAUAAUAAAAAGAUUGAAAAAUAUAAUGAUGACGAAGAUGAGGAUGAUGAAGAUGAUAAAGUGGAUGAUCAUGAGGAAGAAUUAGAUACAAACGAAAUUUUAUAUAUUUUAGUUGACAUAAAUAAAUCAAAAAAUGAAAUGGAAGAUCAAAUUGAACAAUGGUGUAUUGAAAAUUUAAUUGAAUGGGUUAUAUUUGAUUCAAAUUCUCAUAAAGAAUAUGAUAUUAGAAAAUCGGAUUUAACUGAAAUUGAUGAAAAAGUUAAAUAUGGUAUUGAAAGAUUAAUUGAAAUUUUAGAAUCAAAUAUGUGGCCAAAAAUGGAAUUAAAGAAAAAUAAUAGUUUAAAAAAAGAAAUCAAAGAGGAUGAUAACGAAUAUCCAUCAAUAAAAAAUGAUAAAUUUUUACAAGAUUCUUUAAAAAAGGUUGAAGGUUUCUUUAAGAAAUCAGCCACAUCAACAACAACAACAACAACAACAACAACAACAACCACCACAGAAAACAAUAAUAAAGAUAAUAAAAAAGAAACCAAAGUUAAAACCAAUGGAUUAUCAAUUGAAGAGGACCAAGAUGAAGUCGAUAAUGAAAAUGAUGAUUCUCAAGUGAUGGAAAAUACAUUCAAAGAACUUCAAUCACUUAGAGAACAUAUGAAAAAUUUACCAGAUGAACAAAGAAGAGAUGUGGCAGCAAAAGUUGCAAUGAUGUUUGCAUCUUCUUUAAAUUUUGAAGAUGAUUAA
This is a messenger RNA of Dictyostelium discoideum AX4, 996 nucleotides long. RefSeq lists its product as hypothetical. The transcript has 3 exons. The record is from RefSeq and is a predicted model, not a curated record. Bases 1 to 996 code for a protein of 331 amino acids. NCBI's taxonomy places the organism in Eukaryota, Evosea, Eumycetozoa, Dictyosteliales, Dictyosteliaceae.